Lytechinus variegatus (green sea urchin) is the source of this 2689-nucleotide messenger RNA. RefSeq names its product protein FAM81A-like. The transcript is spliced from 7 exons. NCBI's taxonomy places the organism in Eukaryota, Metazoa, Echinodermata, Echinoidea, Temnopleuroida, Toxopneustidae. The record is from RefSeq and is a predicted model, not a curated record. The coding region runs from base 198 to 1298 and encodes 366 amino acids.
GGUACCGUAAGUUGUUUCGUUUUCAUGGAGACUGACGCGUUUGCGGUUCAAACUUCAAUUCAGUUCAACUUACAGGUCAAGAAAGGAAAAGGAUCUGAAAUGUAGCUUAGAGUGAAGAUACUCGACUCUAGACUGACAAAGUAAACAUCUCACUAUGAAUAACAACUCGAAGUCCAGCAGCAACUGAAACUGACAUAAUGGCUAGCCGAUUACCCCCUCUACAAGGAAACUGGGGUAAUGUCCCAAGACCACAUGAAGGCAUCCAGGAUUCUCCAUCAAGAAGCAAUUCCAGGAAUUCUCGAAUGCUGAUAGAGCGUGCCUCUGAGUUGAAGGAUGCCAUUGUAUCUCGUAUGGUGGAGGAUGAUGGGUAUCAUGACAUGUGGCAUGAUCGCCACAUGAGGGCGCUGUUGCAGGAACAUCUUCAUGCCGUCACCUCGGCUGUGAAAACCCUAGGUCAUGACAUUGAGAGUUUAGAGAACCAACUGAGUGGACGUGAUCAAGCUAGUGUUAUGAGCAAUACAAUGAUGAGGAGUCUCGAGGUCCAACAGGCUACUUCAGUCAAUGAUCUUCGAUCUCGUGUAGCAAGAUGUGAUGCAAACAUCUCAGUUCUCUCGGGAGAUAUGAGGAAGAUGUAUGACUCUCUCAGUACAUUGACAAUGCAGAUGCAGACAGUCAUAGCAAACCAGUCAAGAACUGAGAAGAUUCUAGAAGAAAAGAUUUCAAAACUAGGAGAGAACAGUGAACAGCACAAAUCAGAUUACAGCGCAAGAUUGCAAUCAUCUGAGGAUAAAUUCCAGCAAGCCCUCAGUAUCCUUGAUGUUAAGCUGAAGAACCUGAUAGAAGAAACCAAUGAGACGGUAGAGACCAUUCGUUCUCAAGGGUUGUCAUCGCAGGUCAAGUUGGAGAAGGACAUGACAUUUUCAUUGGAAUCUGCAAGGUCAAAGAGAGACAAGAGAAUGGAUGAAAUGGAGGAAUCUUAUAAAAAGAAGAUGGGUGCUGUGGAAAAGCAGUUGGAGAAGUUGGAAACAGAACAACAGGAUACCAAGUCCCACGUUGCCUCUGAGCUCAAGAACAUGAGAAGGGAGUUUGAGGACACUCUACAGGCUGAGCAGGUCAGACUGGAGCGGAAGCUGCGAGCUUUGAUUGAGCAGUUUAGGAAGGAGAAUACUGAGGGGUUGAAAUCACUGAGUGAGAGCUUGACAAGCCUCAGAGCUGUCCUAGAAGGGAAGCAGACAUUAAUUGCUGAAGAGAUCAGAGGAGAGAUGGCUAACAUGAAGAAACUUGUGGUUGUGACUUAGCUCGCUGAAUAUUAUGACUUGCUCCGGAAUGUAAUAGAUGCCAGUCACAUAGGAAAUCAGGAGUGAUAGCAAGAAUGAAAGUAACUUAUGAUUGUGAGUGAGCUUAUGGAAUCUUGAAGAUGACAAUACUUUCUUAGACAGGACUUUAUAAUCCUAUUGUGAAUGUUCUGCAAGAAUCAGUCCCAUUUUCAUAGCUGUUGAUUGCUGUAGAGAUCAGAGGAGAGAAGUCAGGACAUGAUCCUAUUGUAAAUGUUUUUCAAGAAUCAGACCUGUUUUCAGAGACUAGCUGUUGAUUGCUGUGGAGUUUAGAGAAGAGUAGCACCUUAUCAAAAGUCAAAUCUGCAUCUUUCCUUUAGGAAUCCUGCAAGCAGUUCUUCCCUACCAUUCCUCCCAUUUUAUAGUAAAAGACAGUGGGAAUGUGGGGUAAGGCUAUAUGAAAAGACACAUUGCACCUUUGUGGUGGAAUUCCUGGAGAUGUGGCACAGACUUUAGACAAGUUGCCUAUAAAGAAAAACUUUUGGUAGCGACUAAGAUCGAAGCCCAUUAGUUGUUUCAGAGAACAAUAGAUGAUUCCAAGUAUUGUUACAAAGUGAUAUUGUUUUGAUAGCAUGUACAGGCUGCCCAACAAAGAACCAAGACAAAAUUAGGGUUCAGAAAAAUGAUGGUAACCAGUCAAACUUAAAACCACCCUUGCUCCAAGUUGUGUGUUCUGGCUGGUUUUGUUUUUGUUUUUCACUGACACCAAUACCAGUGUUAACCACUACAAUUUUGAACGUCCUUGAUUACUUAGGUGAAUAUAUAAAAGAUCAAAGACAAAAACUGAUGGUACUUGGAUAUUUUAGGGAUUAAAACAUUUCAAUUUGACAAAAGUCUUGACCUGACAAAGUCAGAUGGCACUAAUCUUGAUUGCUGUACAUGCUCUUUAUAUUAAUUGGAAUUAAAGUGAAAUAAUUUAUUGCAUGAUUACUAUUGAAAUCAGGCAAUAUAAUAUGUGAAAACGGUGAGGUCUACAGCUGUCUGCCUUCAGUAUUUUUCUAAUUACUCUUGGGCAAUGAUCAACAUUUUUUAAAUGUGAAAUUCCUUCAUUUGUACUUCAUAAUAUACAAGAGGCAAAAAUAAGUUAUCACAUACAAAUGUUGGCGCCUUGUCAUAUUAGGAUUGCAGUUGAAAUUAAUCUCAAAAAUGGAAAGCUGAUGAUGCCAUAAUGCAUCACAUAGAUGGUGUCCAAGCAUAGCUCAAGUGGGCACAUAUUAGACUAUAUAUUUAGAAUGUUGCAUCCUGGGAAAAGAUCUCGGAACUAUAUGAGUAGUUUAGGUCUUGAGCUGGUGCUCUUCAAAUUGGUGUCUGCAGCCUGUGGCCAGGCUUUAAAAAAGGCGAUAUAACAUACUGGU